Molecule: messenger RNA, 3490 nt
Organism: Astyanax mexicanus (Mexican tetra)
Lineage: Eukaryota; Metazoa; Chordata; Actinopteri; Characiformes; Acestrorhamphidae
Exons: 10
Coding region: 326-2587 (753 amino acids)
Molecular function (GO): ubiquitin-protein transferase activity
Source: RefSeq, a predicted model, not a curated record
AGCCCCGGAGGGGCCGUGGAUAAAAAAAAUAAUUAAAUCGUGCUCACGAUUUGCUAUUCGUGCUCACGUUUUCUUUAAAUCGUGCUCACGUUUUGCUAUUCGUGCUCACGUUUUCUCUAAAUCGUGCUCACGUUUUGCUAUUCGUGCUCACGUUUUAUUUAAAUCGUGCUCACGAUUUACUUUAAUUCGAGUGAACGAUUUUUCAGUUCGUGCUCACGAUUUGAAAGCAUGCAAAAAUAAAAAAGUUCCCCCAGCCUUUUUUUUCCAGUUCAUUCGCAACACAGGCGUUGUUCUCUCCAGACCGGGCAACAUACAAUGAUGAAAAAUGGAUGAAGAACUGAAGAGCUUCUUAAGAAAAAGAAACAUUGAAGAGGAAUGCAUACAACAACUUGAGAAAGAAAAGAUCGAUACGUCUGUAAUCCCUUUGAUGGCUGACAAAGACCUUGCAAAAUACUUUCCAAAAGCUGGAGACAGAGUGUCUGUUGUUGCAUUCUGUCGACAAACAGACACGUCAGUUGACCCCAAACUCAGAAAGGAGUCUAUUUUAGCACGGUUGCGACGUAGACUGUCCCCAAGAGAUGAAGACACUGGCACUCCAUCCAGCAAAAAAAGAAAUCUCUGGACGGGUAAUAAAAGUGCACAAAAGCAGCAAAGACGAAUAGAAGUUGGAUGGAUGGAUUUUGAUGCAAAAGAUCAAAGAUACAAGCAAGUAAAAUCAAUAAAUGGUGGUGGGACAAGACAGCUCACAGUAGACAAAGGGACAACUGUGGAAGAAAUUAGAGAACGUGCUGAGAGUUUGUUUUUCCCGAAUGGGGUGUCCAAGAAGAAAAAGCUGGCUUCCUUCAUCACAGAAAUACAAUCAUCUCAAAUUGAGGUCAACAGCUCAGAUACUGUCAUUCAGUUAUAUGAGAAAAGUGGAGUAAGGCUGCUGAGACUGUAUCUCUGUACAAAAGUAAGGAGAGAUACACCCACUGAAGACCCAGAAGACCAACAUUCCCAGCCAACCGUUGACCUUACAGGCAGUGAAGAUGAACAACAAAUUGGUGAUGGAUGUGAGGAAGAUCUUGAUCUGGAAGUAAUUUUUGGAGCAGGCGAGAAUGAUGGUGUAUCAUUAGAUGACACCAUACCAUGUGAAACUCCAGUUGAGCCUCCUACAGUCCCAGAACUCCAGAUAAUCCUGUCACAGACGUCAGAGGGUCCUGUUCCUGUAAUACAAGGCCAUGAAAUAAACCAACCACAGAUGCCAAUGGCCACUGUUCCUGUUAUACUAGAACUUGAAGUCUUCCAGUCACAGAUGCCAGUGGACCCUGUUCCUAUAAUGCCAGAACUUGAAGUGAACCAGCCAGGUGACCAUGUUCCUGCAAUGUCAGAAGUCACAAUGAUUCAGGAGCCACAACUGCAAGAUGCUUCAAACACCACAGUGAUGAAUCUAGUUCAUGUGUCUGCAAUACCAGAUGUCAUUAGGAUCCAGGAGCCAUUGGUGCAAGCUGCUUUGGACACUACAGUGCUGCAUCCUGUUCAUGUUCUUGGAACUCCAGAACUUACAAUGACUGAGCUGCUACAUACGCCAGAACAACUGGUACCUGAUUAUCCUGAACCUGCAGCUGAAACCCUAAUCAUUCGUCGAGGACAUUGUCUCCUUGACCUGAUUAAUGCUUUCAAAAAUCCAGCCAUUCUACACUCCAAGGUCUCCAUUAAGAUGCGUCUUCCAAAUGGAAAACUUGAAGAAGGGGAAGGAAGUGGUGUUUUAAGGGAUUGCUUAACAGAAUUUUGGACAGAAUUUUAUGAGAGAUGCACUUUGGGCAUGGAUGUGAAAGUUCCCCUUAUUAGGCAUGACUAUCAGUGUGACGAGUGGCAGGCAAUUGGCAGAAUUUUUGUAGUAGGAUGGUUUCAAGCACGCUACUUCCCUGUACAACUGGCCGCUCCAUUCCUAGAAGUAGUUCUGUAUGGCACAAGUGCAAGUAGCCUAAAGGAUGCAUUUUUGCAGUAUGUCUCUGCACAAGAAAGAGAGAUCCUUCUCAAUGCUUUAAAAGACUUUGAGUCUGUCGAAAAUGAUGCUUUGUUAGAUGCCCUUGAGGCCCAUGAGUGUCACCAGGUUCCUACCAAAGAAAAUUUGGUCCCACUGCUAUCACAAAUGGGACACAAGGCCCUUAUACAGGCACCAAUGUACAUUAUUGAGUGUUGGCGUCCAAUUGUAGAAGAGCUAGCAAAUGAUGUUCCACCAGAUGCUCUGGACGGUAUCCUAAAGAAGAAAAUUCCAACAGGAAAGGCAGUGAAGGAUCUCCUUUUCUUCCCAGAAGAAAUGAAUGCAUCCCAAUCAUUAGUAGCCCGAUAUCUAAAGAGAUACAUAAGUGAACUUGAUUUGCAUACACUUCAACUAUUCCUCCGUUUUUGUACUGGUUCCAAUUUGAUUGAUGGGCCGAUUACUGUGGAGUUUAUUGAGACAUCCGACUUCCAAAGAAGACCACAGUCGCACACAUGUGCCAAGAUAUUAAAGUUGCCAAUAGGAUACCAAAAUGAUCCUGACCUUCGCAGUGAUUUUAAUAGCAUACUCUCAAGCUCUGUGUGGGUUAUGGACAUUGUUUAGAUCAGGUUCCAUGUAGAUACACAACACCACCAAUAAAAUGUGUAGGGCAGAGGGUUUCCCAGGACCAGGAUUAAUCACAAAGUGCCGGGUUACAGAUUCCCACAAAUGGUCCUAGAAAUUGUACCCAUAUGGUUUACCAUAUUGAAUCACUCUGUAGCCUUGCGAUUUGUAAAUAAUCCCCUCUGCCCUGCAUAUUUUAUUGGUGUCCCUACUCACUUAUUGGUUGUGUUAAUGGAAUUGGAUGCAGCUUUGGAGGAGGAGGUAAAAAAAAAUGUUUGCAGAGCAGGUGGAGUUCAUGACCACUGCUCUAGUGUACAAAUUCUCAACCCUGGUCUUGCAAGACCCUCUACCCUCCACAUUCCUCUAAUUAUUACAUGAACCAAUUGUAAAAGAUUAAAAUCCAUCUAUAAAACCUAUAAAAUGGCUGGGGACCAUAGGUACGAAGUAAGAGUUUCUAAUACACUGAUCACAGAGUAUGUAAAAUCUUUAGGAAAUUGACUGCUUUCUUAGUUCCUCACAAUGACACAAUUAAAUUAAACAGGUUUUGUAAUUAAAAUGUUGUUCAAAGUAAAUGUGGUUAAAAUCUACAUUGUUGGUAUUAAGGCAUGCUUUAUCCAUGCAAAGUAUUGAUAGGUGGCAAAGCCACACCAGAAUAAUCACAGGUUUUAUUAUUUUUUUUUUUUAUGUUUAUGCAUACUGUUUAUGCAAAGAUAUUUUAUGUGGCUGUUUUAUGCCUAAUGUGUAUUCUUUGUAAAGGGACACUAUGUAGGAUUUUCUUGAUUAUUCAUAAUUUUUGAGAUGGAUAAUAUUCUGCGUAUUACACCUCAAUGGAGCAGAGCAGAGAUUUAGAAGUUGUAAAUUUACUUCUUAAAAGAAAUAUAUGAAUAAUCAAGAAAAUCCUUC